Molecule: messenger RNA, 1542 nt
Organism: Medicago truncatula (barrel medic)
Lineage: Eukaryota; Viridiplantae; Streptophyta; Magnoliopsida; Fabales; Fabaceae
Product: bifunctional protein FolD 2
Exons: 5
Coding region: 103-1194 (363 amino acids)
Biological process (GO): tetrahydrofolate interconversion
Cellular component (GO): cytosol
Molecular function (GO): methylenetetrahydrofolate dehydrogenase (NADP+) activity; methenyltetrahydrofolate cyclohydrolase activity
Source: RefSeq, a predicted model, not a curated record
UUGAACAACGUUGUUUUGUCAACAAAAAACACACUCAUUCGUCAGUGUUUGUAUCUUGAACAAUCUCUACACGUUCAUGCUCAGAAAUCCACAUAACCAAACAUGAGAAAAGCUUUUCAUUUGCAUUCUCUUUCUGGGAUAGUGGCAUCGCAUAAAACUCUCAGAAAAGUAUUGUAUUUGCAUUCUUUUUCUUCUCCACCUUCUUCUACUUUUCUUGGUCCCAAUCUUCCUGAUGUUUGGGUACCUAGACACAACACUUCCCCCCCUCAUACCCUUUUGCCACAAAGUCUCCAAUGGACUGAUAAUGAUGACCACAGUGCUGCAAUCCUUGAAGGUAAACCAAUUGCUAAUCACAUAAAAUUGAAAGUGGCUGAUGAGAUAAGAAGGAUGAAGAGUGACAUUGGAAAGUUUCCUAAAUUGGCUUUUGUUUUGGUUGGUGAUAGAAGGGAUUCUCACACUUUCAUCCAUCUUAAGUCGAAAGCUUGUGAAAAAGUUGGCAUUGAAACUGUGGUUUCACAGUUGCCAGAAAAUUGCACUGAAAAUGAACUGCUUGAUGUAGUUUCCGGUUUAAAUGAUGACCAGGAUGUGCAUGGAAUUAUUGUGCAACUCCCUCUACCUCAACAUCUUGACGAGGAAAGAAUUAUGAACAUUGUGAGUCCUGAAAAGGAUGUGGAUGGAUUUCAUCCUUUAAAUAUAGGAAAUCUUGCAAGAAGUGGAAGAAAACCCUUCUUUAUCCCUUGUGCAUCGAGGAGCUGCAUUGAGUUGUUACUUAAUCAUGGUAUUGAAAUCAGAGGGAAAAGAGUUGCAAUAAUCGGAAGGGGUAAAAUUGCAGGGUUACCAACUUCAUUGCUAUUGCAGAGGCACCACGCCACGGUCAGCUUGUUACAUGCAUAUACAAAGAAUCCUGAACGAAUAACGUCUGAAGCGGAUAUUGUGGUCACAGAUGUUGGAAUCCCAAACAUAGUUCGUGGUGAUUGGAUAAAGAAAGGAGCUGUCGUCAUUGAUAUGGGAACAAAUCAAGUUAAGGACCCUAGCAGCCAAGUCUUCCGUGUCACUGGAGAUGUUUGCUUUGAAGAGGCAGUCAAAGUGGCAUCAGCCAUUACUCCGGUUCCUGGAGGCAUAGGACCUGUUACAGUAUCGAUGCUUCUCUCCAACACACUUGAUUCUGCAAAACGUGCAUUCGGAAUUGUUUGAAAUAAAUUGAUUGACUUCUCCAUGUCUUUCAUUGAGUGAUGAAGAUGCAUGUUGAUGUUAUGUUAGUGUUUCCUUUAAACAGCUGUUUGCUGAAGCUAACUUGCUAUAAAAUCUGUGACAAUAUGAAGGUGCAAUUUUGGUUAUCUUCUAGUUGAUAAGAUUGUUGUAUAUAAUUUUUUGUAUUCCCCAAAAAAGCCUAUACUUAACAAUUUCUCUAUUUUUUUUAAACAAACCGAACCUAAUGCGUUUCAUUAAUCAACAAAGUCUCUUACAAGGAGGAUUAGACUCAAAAAUACGUCGAGUAAUCCAAAAAAUAGCCGCCCACCCAAGAGUAUGCGCAAUCAUAUU